Messenger RNA from Cyphellophora attinorum, 894 nucleotides. RefSeq lists its product as uncharacterized. Lineage: Eukaryota; Fungi; Ascomycota; Eurotiomycetes; Chaetothyriales; Cyphellophoraceae. The record is from RefSeq and is a predicted model, not a curated record. The transcript is spliced from 3 exons. Bases 1 to 894 code for a protein of 297 amino acids.
AUGAAUGGCAGCCUCAGUAACAAGAAACCGGUCAUCCUUCUCGUUACGGGAGCCUGGCACGCCCCAGAGCACUAUGCUCCACUGAUAGCCCUCCUCAGAUCGUACGGCUAUACAGUACACUGUCCAUUAUUGCCGUCGAAUUCUCAAUCGCAACCUCCAGCCAACCUGGACGAUGACAUCCUCUUCAUCCGCCCCUACGCCCUGUCCCUCCUCUCCGCAACGGAUCUCGUCGUCUUAACCCACAGCUACGGCGGCAUGGUCGCCAGCUACGCCCUGGCCAACCUCACGCAAAUCUCACCCAACCGCCUGACCCACCUGAUUUACAUGACCGCCUUCCUGCCACUCCCGGGCGAAUCUCUGUGCUCAAUCUUCGGCAUGGUCCCGCCCUUCCUCCGCCCCAACCCCUCCACCAACAACAUCGGUUUCAUUCCCAAUGGUCCCCGCAUCCACUUCUACCAGGACUGCCACCCGAGCCAAAUCGAUCGCGCCCCGGGCAAUGCUGAGAAAGUCUAUGAAGCGCUCUUUGCUGCAUCUGACCUGCCACUCGCGGAAGCCAUCUCGCAAGCACAAGCAGACGCCAAAAGACAACUGGCCGCGGACCCUGCUGCAAUCAUCGCCAACCCCGCUCUGGCAGACCUGCAAAUGGCGUACGACGAUCCGAACGUCGAGGUCGCGUAUAUCCAUUGCACCCAGGACGCAGGGUUGCUGCCACAGCUGCAGGAGAUGAUGAUUGGGAGGGUGCAUGAUCGCUGGGCGCAGAAGGCGAGUCGGAAGGUUGCUAAGGGUGCGAGCGCCGUCAUCAGGGAGGAAAGGAUCGAGGCGGGCCAUAGUCCGUUCUUGUCGCGGGUGGACGAAACUGCUAGGGUUGUCGAUUGCAUUAUCAUGGGUGACUGA